GUUUUUGGACGUCUGGCAAUAAUUUAUAUCAUUGAUGGAUGUCCUGAUGUCCAGAAUACGAUAACGACUUUCCUGUUAAUAGUGGUAUAUUUUUCGAUCGAAAUUUUCCGGUAUCCUUAUUAUGCGGCAUCCAGUCUCGAACUUAAAGUAAAUUUGCUGACUUGGCUACGAUACAAUGCUUGGAUCCCAAUGUAUCCGCUCGGUUUGAUUCUUGAAGGAAUAACAAUGUAUCGUGUCCUUCCGUACUAUUAUCGAACCGACAAAUACAGUAUCGAGUUACCAAAUCCAGCAAAUUUUGCAUUCAAUUUCGCCGUUGCGCUUGGAAUUUUCUUAUUUUUCGUAUUUCCUUUUGUGGCAAAAUAUCUCUUGACUCAUAUGUGGAUACAGCGGCAGAAGAAAUACAAAAGCGACUUGAAAAAAGCUGCUUGA
Messenger RNA from Gongylonema pulchrum, 429 nucleotides. NCBI's taxonomy places the organism in Eukaryota, Metazoa, Nematoda, Chromadorea, Rhabditida, Gongylonematidae. The record is from the annotation of a GenBank genome assembly.